Molecule: messenger RNA, 3191 nt
Organism: Colletotrichum destructivum
Lineage: Eukaryota; Fungi; Ascomycota; Sordariomycetes; Glomerellales; Glomerellaceae
Exons: 2
Coding region: 905-2449 (514 amino acids)
Biological process (GO): intracellular zinc ion homeostasis
Cellular component (GO): membrane
Molecular function (GO): signaling receptor activity
Source: RefSeq, a predicted model, not a curated record
CCUUUCCUUUCCUCUUUCUUUCUAGGAAUAAUUUGACCUGGAUGUUGUCUCUUGCAGCAGUCUCUCAUCCAAAAGAAGUUCGCCCCUCGCGCUCGGUCUAUCUUCCGAUCUGUCAAAGCUCACCCCCCUACUCUCUCUCUUAUCUUCGGUCUCUCCCUUGUCAAAGAACUAAGACUGAAAGGAAGACAAAAGCAUACACACAACAAAGACAACUACUGCUACUGCUUCAAACGCACGUGCAGCAACCCACCGUUCGCCAGUAGCUCACUGGCCUUUUUUGGUCUUCGGAGCAGCUUCCCGCAAAAGGCACCAACAACUGGUCGCGGCCGCAACGACAUUCGCCAUCCUCUCCAGGGUCCAGGUGGUUUUGUCGAUCCGCUCUCUCCCGCUAGGCCCCGGCCAAUCCAGUUUCUGCAUUGUUGAGAUCCCCGACCGCCCGCCGCCUGCCGCCCAAGAGACCCAAGACCCUCAACAGACUAGAACGUUUUUUAUUUCCCUAAAGAAGCCGUCACCUCUCGGUUCGGUCCCUGACUGGUCUCUCUCGGUUCCUCCCCACCAUCUUGCUCUGCCCGCUCUGACCCUCCCCUCCCUCCCCUUGGUGUAUAAGCCAAUUGAUUCCCUCGCCUCCCUCCCGUGGGCUUACCCGUAAACAUCGACUUGUCUGCAGCUCCAACCACAACCCCCUUCGUCUCACCCUAAAGACGAGAGCCGCCGCAUACCUUCAGUGUAACACAGCCAGCACCACAACCACGGCACCAUAUCGGCACGUGCAAACGAUUCGAUCGAGACCGACGUAGAAGAGACCAACUCAACCUUACUGCGGUCACCUUGCCGCCGAGCCCGAGCCUUUACUGUUCGGAGCCAAUCGCACAUCUCUUGUUGAAUCAAAACUGUUGGUCGAGUGAUGGAACCGCUCGUCAACAUGACUGCCCUCAAGUCACCCUGCAGCGGCUCUGUCAUUCAAGACGACGACGAGUUCACUACGACGGCCACAGCGUCCGGCGCUCAGACAGAAAGCACCGAACUUGCCCGGAGAAGACGACACUCCUUCUUUAUCCCUCGACGCAAGUCCAUCGUCAACCAUAUUAUGGACGGGGAGGAGCAUUUGUUACUCAAGGUCGACCUUUUCCUUUCCGAGCUCGAGCGUCGCCUCGAAUUCCUCGAAAAGUAUGGCGAGCUCACCUUCGAUUCGAGCAUCUCCCGCGCCUUUUCCACCCUGCAGACCGUCCGCGCCCGGUGCUCCCACGCUUCGGAGGAGGUCCUCGGCGCUGGCCGCAGGCGCCUGCACAUUAUGGUGGAGACGCUGGAGGCCCGCUACCAGGGGGCCCUGGCCUCGGCCGAGUCCCUCAACGAGAAGGCCCGUGUCGGCAUCGAGCUGCUCGACGACAUGCUCACCGAGUUCGAGAAUCGCGCCUACAAGCUGCGCGAGCAGGGGCUCGCCAACGCCGCCGACGCCGCCGGCGCCUUCAUGAGCGAGGGUCGCCGCGUCGUCGACGGCGGUAUCGAGCUGGCGAGGGAGGUCGUCGACGAGGGUAUCGAGAGGGCUAUGCGCGCCGCCGAGAACCUUGAGGAAAAGAUCGCUCUCGCCGUCGCGCGGGCCCGGGAGACGAAGCUCAUCGCCUACGACGACCUGCCCGUGCCCUGGCGCAUCAACCCGCACAUCCGCGAGGGUUACCGCUUCACCGAGUCCAAGCUUGAGUGCAUCUGGUCGGCAUUUGGCCUUUCCAACGAGCUCGUCAACAUCUGGUCGCACGCCAUCGGCCUUGUCAUCGUCCUCGCCGUCGCUCUGUACUUCUACCCUCGUAACGUCAACUUCCAGUUCAGCACAAAAACGGAUAUCUUCAUCGCCACCGUCUUCUUCUUUACUGCCUGCCUGACGCUCGUCUGCUCGACCAUCUGGCACACCAUGAACGCCGUGGCCGACGUCGACGCCAUAUCCAUAUUUGCCUGCGUCGACUACACGGGAAUCUCGCUGCUCAUCGCCGCCUCAAUCGUCACGACAGAGUACACGGCCUUCUACUGCGACCCCGUGAGCCGCUGGCUCUACAUGAGCACGACGGCCUUCCUCGGCAUCGGCGGCGUCAUUCUGCCUUGGCACCCGACCUUUAACGGAGCGGACAUGGCGUGGGCCCGCGUCGCAUUCUUUUGCGGCCUCGGCGCCACUGGCUUCCUGCCCAUUCUGCAGCUGUACUUUUCCCAUGGGCCCGAGUUCGUCUGGGAAUUUUACACUCCAAUCGCCAAGAGCAUCUUCGUCUAUCUCCUCGGUGCAUUCGUGUAUGCAAGCAAGAUCCCCGAGCGCUGGUGCCCCGGCAUGUUUGACUACAUUGGCGGCAGCCACAACUUGUGGCACCUGGCGGUCCUCGGCGGCAUCCUGUUCCAUUACACGGCCAUGCAAUCCUUUUUCACAAACGCCUUCAGACAGGCGCAGGGGGAGUGCUCUGUUUUCUGAGCUUGUCCUGUAGGCUUAUUUUGUCUGAAGAUGAACCCGGCUGUCGAUGGACGAUACUCCGUUUCAAUGGACAGAUGGCUGGGACGUGUCAGGCCCAGGGCUGUGGCGGACGUACUGAAUAUCUGCCUAGUCCCUUGGAAAGGUUUCACUCGCCAACUUCGAAUCCAGAGGGACACGACGGCUCCGGCAACACAACAGCAGCGCCGUGAGCACCCCACUUGAUACCCAUCAGCUCUAGUAGCCCAGUGGUCAUUGACCAAGAGCCGCUCCAGCUACUCGACGCCGAACUGGACUCAGUCUCGCCCUUGGCGUCUUGCGGUCAAUACGCCUUUCAUAACAGGUCAAUAACGGCUCAAUAAUAGGUAUCUCGAGCAAGACCUUGAUAUUGCCGUGUCAAACGCGGCCCGACGGGGUGGAAACCCGAGACAUAAUUGGGGGAAAGAUCUCUUCCGCAGUUACUGGCUUGCCAGCCAACCAUUUGAUCCAGGUGUCUCUGAUUACAGGGCAAAUCCUUUCCAGUUCAACAAUUUACCGUGUGAGCUGUCUGCAAGCGGCUCGCUGUAGACCACGAUGGACGAUAGAGUUACAUGCGCUUUGCAAGCGUCGGACACUCCCACCCACGGAAGUUCGCUCCAAUGGCUUCAAUAAUGUCUAGAAGGAACUAUAGAUUAGACGGCGGUCUUUGGUGACUCAAAAGCUAGAAGCUUCGGGCAAAUAGCCCUUUAAUUGAAUAGAUAUCCGC